UUAACAAAUCUGGACCAAUUUCCUACUCCAACUAUAAUGGGUCAAGUUGCUCUCUCAGACAACAGUCCGGUUCCAGAUUAUCAAAGUUUGGUUUUCCCUUUUCCAGCCGGUGCUAUAUUACCAAUAGUAAUAUGUUCUCACGUGUUUGGACUUCAAGAUACAGUUUGCAGAGCGCUUACAAGUGCGGUACAAAAGGAGAGACGCUUUUUGCGAUGCUAACUCUGCAACAUCCAUAUUCCAGAGGACAUAUUGAGUUGAAUAGUAAUAAUCCCGAAGACAGUCCAAAGAUUUUUCUUAAUUAUUAUUCAAAUGAUACAGAUUUAGAUAAGCAUGCCCGUAGUAUUCAACAUUAUAUGAGUGUUCUAAAUAACGAUUUUAUGAAAAGAAUAAAGUCUAAGGUCGUAAAUUUGCAAAUACCUCAAUGUGCUGAAAUAGAAUUCAAUACUCAUGACUAUUGGAGGUGUCAUGUUUUGAAUAUUGCUACAACUUUGUGGCAUCCAGUUGGAACAUGUGCUAUGGGCGUGGAGGGCAAGAGCGUAGUAGAUGCUGAGCUAAGAGUGCGAGGUGUUACUGGAUUAAGGAUAGGAGACGCUAGCAUCAUGCCGAGUAUCACUAGUGGCAACACAAAUGCACCUUGUAUUAUGAUUGGAGAAAAACUUGCUGAUAUGAUUAAGCGAGCACAUGGUUAUUAACCCUUAAUUAAAAGAAUUUAGAAAUUUUUUAAUUUCCUACAGUAUGUGUAUGAAACCACGAGUACCAAGACACAUUAUUAUUGUGGUAUAAAAAUGAAAAUGAAAAAAUGAAAUAGGGUAGGUAUAUAUGGUUCCCGUGUUGUGAUGGGCUAAGAAUUGUAUCUAUCUAUUUAUUAGUUUUCGUAUUUUCUUUAAGAACGGAACAAGCUAACUUGUCAGCGAUUUUUGAUAGCAGAGCAUGACAUUAUGGCCUUGACAGUCUGAGCAAUAAAAUUGGUUUCCAGCUUAGGUUGGUCUGACUCUAAAUAAUCAAUUAUCAUAAAUCUGCCUUGCAGGUAUGAAAUACAUGUAUUGUUCUAAAUGGUAAAUAUAAAAAUACGAAACUAUAGAUACGUAUCGCUAUAAACCGUAGCUAUAGAAUCAUUCAUGCCACUAUCCGAUACAACUCUGAAAUGUACCGCGAUUAAUGAAGCAAAAUCACUGGUCGUAUUGCUCACUAUCUGCACAACGCCGAAAACAUAAAAAUGUCAUGUGCAUAGUGCACCCUAUAAAUAUUAUUCCCUAUAGAUGCUUCUAACGCUGCUUAGUUCCUCUCUAGAGAUGUAGGUCAUGUUAUCCGCGUUACAUUCAUCUCCUAUUUCGACUUUAUUUCAAAAUGUAUACAGCCUAAUUUUGGUUGUUGAAUAGCUAGCAAACACGACAGACUAAACAGAAUCAUAACAUGAUCGGACAAAGUAACAUCUUGCUUGUAAGUUGGUUUGAAAAAACAACGACGAUAUGACUAGGGUAAGUGAUUUGUGCGAACAUCUAUUGCAUUAGGGCAGUAGCAACAUGCGACUUUCUUCUAACUGCACAAGUGCAUUUAAUUUAUUGUCGCACAAGAAAGGGUGCGGGAUUAGCUAUUGUCAACAUUAUCUUUAAUAUUUUAUACCCAAUUAAGUCCGCUUUUAUUGUGUAAGCAAUAAAUUUGGCCGCGGCUUAAGAUAUCGUAUUUAGGGAUCUACGCAGAAUUUAAAGGACAUAGGCAUAAUUAAAAGAUAAAUCUUCUGAAAAGGUCUUCUCAUACGGAGGUCCUUUGAAAUUUUGAUAAUAUCCGUAUAAUAACAUGAGCAAGUCAUGUUUACUUUAAGUGAAUAUAAAUAUUAUAUGGUAGAUACCACCUGCCUUAUUUAAUAAAUUUAUGAGUUAUAGGUACGUAGGCAUAUCACCUAGAAUUAAAAUCAAGUAAAAAAAAACCUCUAAGUUACUUUUGUACAAACAAACUUGACUUAUUGUAGUUUUUACCGUUAGAUUUCAGUUUUCUAGACUAUGUUCCCAAAUUAGUUGCCUUGGUCCUAGGUAAAUAUUUAAUCGAUAUAAAUAAUAAAAGUUGGACUAAACUGUGUUUUUAAUUUAAUUAAAAUUAAAUUAUUAAAAAUAAAGCAAUAU
Messenger RNA from Leguminivora glycinivorella, 2120 nucleotides. Its product is annotated as ecdysone oxidase-like. The record is from RefSeq and is a predicted model, not a curated record. Lineage: Eukaryota; Metazoa; Arthropoda; Insecta; Lepidoptera; Tortricidae. The coding region runs from base 132 to 692 and encodes 186 amino acids. The transcript has a single exon. Gene Ontology annotation, molecular function: oxidoreductase activity, acting on CH-OH group of donors; flavin adenine dinucleotide binding.